AUGGCGAUGGAGCGACUGAUUGCGACCCACCGAAUUACGGGGGCUAGUUUUGGGAUCCUUUCCGACGAGGAGGUUCGCAAAAUCACCGUGAAGAACAUAGACAACGAAAAUUCGGUCAGUCGGUUGAUGAUUCCGCUGGAGGGCGGGUUGUAUGACCCGGCCAUGGGGCCGACUGACAAAGAUUCAAAGUGCGAGACGUGCGGGUUGUUCGAGCUGUAUUGUCCGGGCCACUACGGGAGGAUAGAGUUGCUGGUGCCGCUGUACAACCCGUUGGUGUUUCCGGAGUUGUACCGAAUUUUGCAGAUGAUUUGCCUGAACUGCCACGCGUUUUUCAUGGAUCAGAAGCUGGCGAUGAUGUAUGGGGAGGCGUUGCACGAGUUGAACGGCGGGAACGUGGAGAGCGCGCUGGAGCGCGUGGAGGACUUGGAGAACUGGAGGGAGGUGAGUUUCGCCGAGAGGGGCGGGGGGGAGAUGGCGUUGAGGUUGAAGAUGAACAAGAACACGUUGGAGAUGAGGGAGUGGCUGAUAAAGCGCUUUUUCAAGUCUCAGCCGACGAAGGGGUGCGAGAAUUGCGGCGCGUGUAGGUUGAAGUUGGUGAAGGAGAACAACGCGCAGAUAAUGGUGAGGAGGAAGUCGAAGAAGCUGAUGAGCGAGCAGUGGAAGAAGGGGGUGAGGUUCGAGAGCGCGUUGGGCGAGGAGGGCGUGUCCAGGUGGAUGUUUUACGAGGGGGAGGCGAAGGAGGAGAGAGGGGAGGAGUACAACCAGAGGGUGUUGUACCCGAAUGAGGUGAGGGGGAUUAUGGAGAGGGCGUGGAAGAGGAACGAGGUGUUGGUGAGGGAGAUUUGGUCGUCGUUGUCGAGGGAGUCGAGGGGGGCGAUUCUGACGAGGAGGAGCAGUUACGAGCAGUUUUUUUUGACGGUGGUACCGGUACCGCCGAACCGGUUUCGCCCGAUGAACGUGGCGGGGUCGAUGGUGAGCGAGAACGUGCAGAACGCGAAUUACAAGAGGUUGCUCUUGGCGAUGAAGAGGAUGGGGGAGUUGUUUCGAGAGGGCGAGGGUGAGUCUCGGGAGAGCCAGAAGGGUUAUUGGUGGAGGGAGAUGCAGGUGGUGGUGAACGAUUUGUUCGAUUCCGGGAUGUCGGUGUCGAUAUUGAACAAGCCUCCGGGAGUGAAGCAGGUGAUCGAGAAGAAGGACGGGUUGUUUCGGCAAAACAUGAUGGGGAAGAGGGUGGAUUUCGCGGGUCGUUCGGUGAUUACGCCGGACCCUUAUUUGUCGACGAGCGAGAUUGGCGUGCCGAUGGUGUUUGCGAAGCACUUGUAUUAUUCGGAGCCCGUGACGACGUACAACGUGAAUCGCCUGAGGGAGAUGGUGAUCAACGGCCCGGACGUGUACCCGGGAGCGAACGCGGUGGAGGACGAGUCGGGGAGGGUGGUGCCGCUGAGGGGGGACCGGAGCAAGCGAGUGGGCCUGGCGAAUUUGUUGCUGAAGCCGUGCGUGGAGGAGAGGCCGGGAGCGGGGGGCGAGGCGUCGUGUUGGGGAGGCGCGAAGCGAGUGCACCGCCACUUGGUGGACGGGGACAUGUUGAUAGUGAACAGGCAGCCCACGCUGCACAAGCCGUCGAUGAUGACUCACUACGCGAGGGUGUUGAAGGGGGAGAACACGAUCAGGUUGCAUUACAGCAAUUGCAGCACGUACAACGCCGAUUUCGACGGAGACGAGAUGAACUUGCACUUUUUGCAGAACGAGAUGGCGCGCGCGGAGGCGUACACGAUAUCGAUGAGCGACGAGCAGUACAUCGUGCCCAAGGACGGGACGCCGAUUCGCGGGCUGAUACAGGACUACAUAGUGAGCGGCGUGCUGCUGACGAAGAAGGACACGUUUUUGACGCGGGAGGAGUUCCAGCAGCUCUACUGCUGCGGGUCGGGGAGGUGGAGGAUGAGGCCGCCGGCCAUCUUGAAGCCCCGCGCGCUUUGGACGGGGAAGCAGCUGGUGACGGCGCUGCUGGAAUACCUGUUGCGGGACGAGGAGCCGUUGAACCUUUGCGGGAAGUCGGCGAUUCCCGGCGAGAUGUGGGGGGAGAGCGUGGAGGAGGGACAGGUCCUGGUUAGCCGGAACUACUUGGCGACGGGCUCGCUCGGGAAGAACCAGUUUGGCGCGAAGAAGCACGGGUUGGUGCACGCCGUGUAUGAGCUGUAUUCGGCGAGGAUGGCGGGACGGCUGCUGACGAUACUGGGUCGGUUGUUGAUUGCGUGGCUGCAACACGCGGGGUUCACGUGCGGGAUCGACGACUUGCAGCUGACGGCGCGAGCGGACGGGGUGCGCCACAGGCUGCAGCGGUGGGACCAGGAGCGCUCGUGGAGGGUGGCGGGCCUGUUUUUGAACGUGAUCGACGCGGAGGACGCGGCGCUGUCGGCGCGCGACGUGCAGAAGAUCGAGCAGAGCAUGAGGAAGGUGUACCAGCAGCCCGAGCUGUACGCGAAGUGGGACGCGUUCAUGAUCAGUCGGGUGUCGCGGGUGACUUCGGCGACGAUUGACGCCUGCAUUCCGGGAGGUCAGAUGAAGCCCUUUCCCGCGAACAACUUGAGCUUGAUGACGGUGAGCGGCGCCAAGGGGUCUCGCGUGAACUUCGCUCAGAUCGCGUGCUUGCUGGGGCAGCAGGAGCUAGAGGGUCGUCGGGCGCCGCUGAUGGAGACGUAUCGGUGCUUGCCGUCGUUCGCGCCGUACGACUUGUCGGCGCGCGCGUCGGGCUACAUCACGGACCGCUUCUUCAGCGGCGUGCAGCCGCAGGAGUACUUCUUCCACUGCAUGGCCGGGCGAGAGGGCCUGAUCGACACGGCGGUGAAGACGUCGCGGUCGGGCUACCUGCAGCGGACGAUCAUCAAGAACUUGGAGAGCCUGGUCGUCCAGUACGACUACACGGUUCGGGACGCGGCGGACGGGUGCGUGAUCCAGUUCCAGUACGGCGAGGACGGGAUGGACGUGUGCAAGUCCGGGUACUUGCAGGCGUUCGACUUUUACAGGGAGAACCUGCGCGCGGCGAAGAAGGUGCUGGGGUACGAGGACGCGAUGGCGACGCUGCAGCGGCUGGAGCGGCCCGCGCGCGAGGCGGACGAGGACGGCCGGAUUCGGUGGCUUUGGGGGUGGGGUGAGCGAGAAAUACCACGCGGCGCUGAGCGAGUACGUUCGGAGGCGAUGGCCGAUCCGGGGGAGAUGGUGGGCGUGCUGGCCGGCCAGUCGGUGGGAGAGCCGUCCACGCAGAUGACGCUGAACACGUUCCACCUCGCCGGCCGCAGCGAGGUGAACGUGACUCUGGGGAUACCGCGGCUCCGCGAGCUGAUUCAGACCGACGGGUCGAUCAAGACUCCCAGCAUGGUGCUGCCCCUUCGAAGCGCGGUGACCCAGCGCGACGCGGAGCGCCUGGUCAAGCAGCUGCAGAAGAUCAGCAUGAGCCAGCUGAUUCUGCACGUGACGGUGGUAGAGGAGCUGUGCUCGAACUCCGCCGGCAACCUGCGGGUCUAUCGCAUUCGCGCGGACCUGGACCCGUCCACGCUGGCGGACUGGUACCUCCCCUGGACGCUGGUCGAGACGCGAAUCGGCGAAUUCGUCGAGCUGCUGGUCCAGCGCGUGGACAGGCAACUGCAAUCGAACAUCCGGCGCCAGAAAGUGGUGUACAAGAGCCAGGCGAAGGAGUUCAGCGAGUACGAGGAGGAAUGGACGGCCGAACAGGAGCGCUCGGUCAAGGCCGUCAAGAACCGAGAAGACGAAGGCAACGACCAAGCGGAGAGGAAAAAGCGCUCCAGCGACACCCAAGUAUACGAAGAAGAAGAAGAGGAACCCGAAGAAGAGCACGCGUCCGUCGACGGCAACGAAAACUACGCUGAAGAAGCCGAGCCAUCCGACUUUUCCAUUGAUCCGCCCCUCUUGAGCGACGACGACGGCAACUUCAAGCACGGCCCGUCUUCUCUGGAAAUCGACAAGAGUUCGUUCUUCUUCACAUUCACGCUUUGCUAUCCCGCCAGCACGCCCAAAAUCCUUCUUGUCAGUCUCAUCGACGACCUCAGCUCUCUCCACGUCGUGCGACAAGUCCCGGGCAUCGAAAAGGCCGCGCUCAUCCACCACCCCUCCGCCCCCUCCGAAGACGGCUCUGUGCUCAGCAUUCAGACCGCCGGCAUCAACUUCGGCCACAUUUUCCAGCACCACCACCUGUUCCUUCUGAACUCCAUUUCCACCAACGACGUCCGCGCCAUCUACAAGGUCUACGGCAUCGAGGCCGCCCGUCGCGCGCUCCACGCGGAGAUUCUGAGCGUCUUCCAAGCCUACGGCAUCCUCGUGGACUCGCGACACCUCUCGCUGGUCUCCGACUACAUGACCCACUCGGGGUCCAUCCGCGCAAUGACGCGCUUCGGCAUCACCACCAACGCCAGCCCCUUUCUGAAAAUGUCCUACGAAACCACCACCAAAGUGCUCACCAACUCCGUCAUCUACGGCGAGUACGACAACGCCUGCUCGCCCAGCGCCGCCCUGGUCUUGGGACUGGUCCCGUCCGUCGGCACCGGCAUGUGUGAGGUUCGGUGCAAAAUCUAACCCCCCACCGCGCGCUCGCACCCGGCGCCUCCAGCAGAGAGAAACUGUACCCAAAUCUGUAUUUUUUUUCUCAGCUUGUCACAAUUUUUGACCUGCGCAUCGAUCUAGACCCCAUCCCCCUCUUCGCCGACGGCGCCGAUGAGAACGCCCAGCGCCGAGGAAUCGCGCCCGCGAACUGCGCGAGUCAGUCGACGCGGUUCGCCCGCGCCCUCAGCAUGCCCCUCCGCCACGUCAACCACCACCUGCGGGGAAGACCGCGCUCACUUGUGGACUCUCUAAUGCUCGUCGGAACCAACUCGAUAGCCAUCCGCACCCAACGCCGGCGCUCCGCCGCGCAUCCCGCGCUCGCUCACCGGUCGGCCGGGACUUGCUCGCUGGUCGCUCCCUGCGGCGGGACGCCGCCUCGACUCCACGCUUCGGACCGACCGGCGGGACCGCGCCCUUCUCUAGGCCGGUCCUCUCGUCAACAAGAAAAUCCCGACGGGACUCUCGCGGCCGGCAACCCCACCGACCGCCGCUCCAGAGAGUCCAUUAGGGUCGCCACCUACAACAUCUUAUCCGAGGCCUAUCACGAGCCAAGUCCUGCGUCGAUUUUGCCGAAAAAAAAAAUCGUGUUCAAAAACCGGGUAGACCGAAUCUUGCAAGAACUUGAAUCCAUCGACGCGGACGUCUUGUGCCUUCAAGAAGUCGAGAGCCGCAUUUAUCAACAAACCCUCCUCCCCUUCCUUCUCAAGAGGGGCUAUCACGUCGACUUCGUCGUCCGCGGACAUGCAAAAAAGAGGUUCGUCCCAGAAUCUUGGAUUCCUAGGAUCGACGGAAACUUGCUGGCCCACCGCGCAUCCAAGUUCAAACAACUAUUCUACAAGUGUUCCGAAUUGAGGGAACUGGUCUUUGAAAAAGGACAGAACAAAUGGGGCAUCUCAAAGGACAUUCUCAGAUAUAUCUUAAAAUGCGAUCAAAACAUCGCCGUGUCUAUUUUGCAGCCGUCCUUUCAUGACCGAGCGCUAUGCGUGGCGAACAUUCACGCGGUGUUCGGGAACCGCGUCGACGGAUGUCAACGAGAUUCAAAUCCAACUGGCGCUCCAUGCCAUUCGCAAAUGCAUCUUGCAACAGAGCGGUCAAGAUGUCCGCGACGUGCCACCGAAUCACGUCCUACCUGUUCCCAUCAUAUUCGCAGGAGACUUCAACUGUGCCGUCGGCUCCGGAAGCUACCAACUUCUGUCAAAGGGAAUUCUCCCCGGCGACUCCAGUUGGCUGAAGUUCUAUGGCGAGUCCGUCGUCGAUCGAGACCUGACUCAUCCCCUCAGGCUGAAAAGCGCCUACGCUUCGAGCUCUCUAGGAGAACCGGAAUACACAUGGUACGGGGACAGAAACAACUAUGCCACAUUGGACUAUGUGUGGUAUACGCCGAGCACGCUGGACUUGCUUCGACUUCGUCGCCUUCCUACUGAAGAGCCGAAGAGGUACCCUCGAUUGCCCAUGGGCGAGUUUCCGUCCGAUCAUCUGGCAUUGGUUGCAGAGUUUUCGCUCAAGUUCUGAUGGAUUGUGCGCGCUCGGCGCUUCUUCUGAGUGCAACGCAGGCUUUUCGAUAUUAGCCUCGAAGGAGCCCCUUUUGACGGGACGUCCGGCUUUGGGACGCAUCAGGCUCAAGAGAGUUCCGGAGCUGCUUCUGCGACUACCUCUGGAAGAGGCACGUAGCUAUUUCUGAGACGCUCGUCUAUAAGGGAGACGACAGGGUCCGCAGCCAAUGUGCGAUAUAAGGGGCAAUGUUUGCCACCUCGGCUUGUAUUUUUUUUCGGCGCGAUACCGAAGGUCCCGUCCUGCAUUUGGGCAGAUCUGUUUUUUUUUUUUCUAUGCACACGUGAAUUAUAGGCUUCUCCGCUUGUGCAACGGGACAGAAAGAAAA
Molecule: messenger RNA, 6490 nt
Organism: Schistocerca gregaria
Lineage: Eukaryota; Metazoa; Arthropoda; Insecta; Orthoptera; Acrididae
Product: DNA-directed RNA polymerase I subunit rpa1-like
Exons: 6
Coding region: 1-4584 (1527 amino acids)
Biological process (GO): DNA-templated transcription
Cellular component (GO): RNA polymerase I complex
Molecular function (GO): DNA-directed RNA polymerase activity; DNA binding
Source: RefSeq, a predicted model, not a curated record